AUGCCAACUACUAUUACAAUUGAGUCAAACUCUCAACAAUCGCCAUCCAACAGCUCCUCCCGCUCUACAUCACGUUCUGCGGAAUCGUAUACUGAAGACGAAGAAGGAUCGGGGGUGCGUGUCCCAUCGCGUCCAAACUAUACGGACGACGAAGACGAGUCUUGGGAAUUGUACGACGCCGACGAAGUAAUUUCACCGUCGGAGUCUGCCUCACGCCCAGCGUCUCGCCCUCGAACUGGUGCAAGAUACCGACAAAGCGAGAGUCGUCCUCCCCCCGCUUCAAGACCUACUCGUCGACACACCACUUCUGAAAAUCCAGCCUCUCGACGACCACCUGUUGCUCGCAUCCACCGGCACGCACCGGCACCACCAUCCAGCGUGGACCCCAACGAGGACUAUCCGGGCUAUGGCCGAGGUUUCCCUGCUCCACCACCUGGACAAUUUGGUGGCAGGGCACCUGGGCCAAGCUACGCCCAAAGUGCAUUCUCAAACUAUGCACCACCUCCAUUCGCUCACGGGGGGCCUGGAGCUUUAACUCAAUAUGGCCAGCAACAGUCGCCUUACCAGCAGUUCGGUGGCCAUCAGGGAAACCCAUUCUCCCCUCAACCUAACCAUGGCCCUGCUGGAGCUGGCUACUUUGCACCCCCUCCCGCGGCGAGCCAUCACCCCCUGUCUGGCCAUAACACACCAGGGCCAGGUUAUGGCCAUGAUAUGAUGCCCUACCCACCUCCACCACAGCAAUACCCUGGACCGGGAGGCUACGGAGGAUAUCCGCCACAUGUGGGCCCUCCUGGUAUACCUCCACAGCACAUAUAUCAGUAUGCUCAACCUCCUCAAUGGCCGCCCAGCGAGCCUUCAGUUGUCCCCGAUCCGGAGACGGAGAAGAAGUUGGUAGCGAUUGAACAGGCGAUGGCAGCUCAGAAGCUUGGGUACGAAAAGGCACAGAAAGAGCUUGCGGACCGUGAUGCUAAAGAGGCAGCGGCAAUUGCUGCGGCUGAACAGGCUAAGAAAUCUGCUGAAGAGAAAGCCGCCUGGGAAAAGCAAAUCGCUCAAGAAAAGGAGUUGUUAGAAGCCAGGAAUAAAGCUGAAAAGGAUGCUUUAGAAAAGAAAAACGCGGAGGACAAAGCAGCCCUUGAGAAGCAACUUGCAGACGAGAAAGCUGCAUGGGAGAAGAAAGUUGAGGAGGAAAAGAAAGCGGCUCGAGCUCAAGGAGCCGAGAAUGUUCGAAAACAAGUGGAAGCGGACAAGAAAAAGGCGGAUGCAGAGGCGGCUGAAGCUGCUGAGAGAGCUAGAAUUCAAGCAGAAUUGCAAAAACUUAGAGACGAUGCGGCUGCUGAGCAGAAGAAGCUAAAAGAGGAGGCGGCUGCAGAGGCAAAGAGAUUGAAAGAGGAGGCCGCGGCGGAAACAGAGAAGUUGAAAAAAGCUGCGGCAGAAGAAGCUGAAAAGGCCAAAAAAGAGGCGGAAGCUGCUCUUGCCAAAGCAAUUGCUGCAGGUAAACCUCCGGAGCCAGAGAAACAGAAACCUCUGAAGUUUAAGGACGCUGUUGGACGCAAAUUCAGCUUUCCGUUCCACCUGUGUGCAACAUGGGCUGGUAUGGAAGAAUUGAUCAAGCAAGCAUUUUUACACGUAGAAGUCAUUGGACCCCAUGUAGCAGACGGUCAUUAUGAUUUAAUAGGGCCAAACGGAGAGAUCAUUCUACCCCAGGUUUGGGAAACGAUGAUCGAGCCAGACUGGUCAAUCACAAUGCACAUGUGGCCAAUGCCAGAACCGAAGCCAGAUCCAGGUCCUCAACAUGGCCAUCACAAUCCUUUCCAUCCCGGUCACGCGCCUGAACGACCGCGCAGCAGACACGAACGAGCCGGUGAAAGACCGCCAAUGGAUCCCCGCCUUAGAGCUCAGAUGGAUCCUCGGCAACGACCUGUGGAUCCAAGAGGUCGCGGAGGAGGAGGUGCUCAUGGGGCACCUCCACCACCACCAGCCGGCGGUAUCUGGCCUGGACCUCCACCUGGACAUAGGGGAGGACCAGGUCUUGGUGUCGGUCCCGGUGGUGCUCCUGUAGUUGUGAUGCCUGGUAGAGAAGAGCGAAAUGGUGGCAAAGAGCGAAAGUCGAGCAGCAAAUCUAAAGGAGGAGUCUUGGGCUUUCUAUCAGGAGGAUCCGCGCCGAAGAAGUCGUCUUCGUCGGGAAAAGGAAAGGGUAAAAAAGGCUGA
Messenger RNA from Glarea lozoyensis ATCC 20868, 2208 nucleotides. RefSeq names its product putative kinetoplast-associated protein KAP. Bases 1 to 2208 code for a protein of 735 amino acids. The record is from RefSeq and is a predicted model, not a curated record. The transcript has 6 exons. Gene Ontology annotation, molecular function: plus-end-directed microtubule motor activity. Lineage: Eukaryota; Fungi; Ascomycota; Leotiomycetes; Helotiales; Helotiaceae.